AUGGCACCCCAACAACGGAUGCAAAUCCCUGGGUUUUACUACGAUGAAGAAAAGGGUAAGUAUUUCAAAAUUGAAAAGGCCCAGUCGGCCCCGCAAAACGCCGCGUGGUCCGCCGAGAGCGUCAAGCGCCGUAAGAUCCAGCACCGCGAGGCCGAGGCGGUGGCGGCCCGCCGGGAACGCCUGAAGCGGCACAUUGUCCGGUCCGCCAUCCUCCGGGACCCGCUGCUCGGCGGUUUCUUAGAGGCCGAGCUUGGUGUCUCACGGCGGGAGAGGAAGUUACGUGCCGGCGCCGGCGGCGAGUUUGGACUAGAAGAUGUGCCAGCCGUUGCGUGGACGACGAGCUUGACGGACAAGGGAGACGUGCCUUUUGUGCCUAGCUUCGCAAGGCAGAGGUUCCCCAACAUUCCGUGCUUUUAUGUCGGCGGGGACGAUGUCAAGACGGGGCUGGGGGUUGCGUAUGCGACUGUCGACGAGGAGACUUUGAUUGGGUCUUAUAUUCCCACGGAUGAGAACGAGAGGAUAUCCUUCAGUACGGAUACGUCCGGCCGUCCGGAACACCGUCUCUCGCAUCGCCACGAGAUGAUCGGUUGUCCGCAAAUCUCAUCUAUAAACUACCACCCUCACUCCCACCGCAUGAUUGUCACCUCCCGCGAACCCAGCAACACCUGCGACAUAUUUCUCUUCUCCCCUCCCAAAUCAGCACCAAACGACGACCGGCCCCUUUGGCUUCUUGACCGAGCAAACAACCUCCGCCACAUCGCCUUCAACACAGGCCGACGAGAAGGCGUAGUAAACCAAACAACACCCGCGCCACCCUCAUCGUCAUCCCUAACCUGCAUCAUCGGAACCAGCUAUGGCCUUCUCAAACUAACAUCCGACGAACGUAUCCAUUGGCUCGGCCCCCAACGACCGCGGCCAGGUCCCGCGGAGGGCGACUUCUUCGACCAGAGUUUCCUCCCCGAAAACCCCAGCGUCCUCCUAGCUGGCGGACGCAACCGCGACGUGAAGCUGAUCGACCUUCGCGUCAAGUGGUCCGAAUGGGAAUCCCUGCCUGCGGGGCCCAUAGCACACCUAAAAGCCGUCAACCGGCACCAGUUCGUCACCGCGGGACCUCGGUCCCGGAUGGCGGUUUUUGAUAUCCGCUACCGCCGGUCGAAGCCGAACGGCACCAAGCCCGUCGUCGAGUUUGCGGCAUACCGGAACGAGGCGCACAUGCACAUCGGCUGGGACGUCGACGUGGCUUCGGGCGUCGUGGCGGCCGCUCAUGAUGACGGAUCUGUAGGGAUGUACUCGCUGUUGUCGGGCAGGAGGCUUCGGUGUCCCGCCGUGGACGUUAUCAAGGCCAGGACGCCGGUGAAGAGUCUCCAGUUUCAGACGAUGCCGGGGAGGAGGCACCCGAGUUUGUUCGUGGGCGUAGGGCCGAAUUUGAAGAUGUUUUCCGUCGGGUCCGUUGCGACGGAUGAUGAGUGUUGA
Molecule: messenger RNA, 1473 nt
Organism: Colletotrichum truncatum
Lineage: Eukaryota; Fungi; Ascomycota; Sordariomycetes; Glomerellales; Glomerellaceae
Cellular component (GO): Cul4-RING E3 ubiquitin ligase complex
Molecular function (GO): protein binding
Source: RefSeq, a predicted model, not a curated record